AUGAAGUCCUUCGCUGCCCUAUCCUCUUUGCUCCUGGUCGCAUUCGCCAAUGCGCAGGAGAUCCAGUCGAAACCCUUCAACUUGGUCCUUUCGUCCGCCGACAAGGAUCUCAAUGGCCAGAAGCUUUCUGCCUGCCACUCCGGUGCUGCCAUUGAAUCACUCUGUCUGGCCGGCGACAACGGCUCGCAGUUCUUUUUGAACACCACGAAAGGCGCCCAGUCUCCUAUCGACGGACUCGAGCCUUCUAGCACUCUUAUCUGGAAACUGCCCGUCGGUAACCUACCAGAGCCUGUGCCUGAGCCCAUGAGUUUCUACGUGGACCCCUCCAGCAACGUCGCCUUGCCCAUGUUUCAGCCGGGCUAUGACCAGCAGCAGGUCAUGUUCGACGAGAAAAGCCAGAUGGGCAUUUACACCUAUCUUGAUGAUACCGUCACCCCGCCCACUGCCCAGAACGUCACGAUCCUGAAGAACUGGUACGUUUGCCAGACGUACUACACUGGGUAUACCUACGAGACCCUGGCUUGGGCUCUGGGUAAUGAGUCUGCCAAACCCCAGAACCCAAGCUGUGUCAAGGUCCAGGUUCAACGCAAGAAUCUCUAG
This is a messenger RNA of Aspergillus puulaauensis, 600 nucleotides long. RefSeq lists its product as uncharacterized. Bases 1 to 600 code for a protein of 199 amino acids. The transcript is spliced from 2 exons. The record is from RefSeq and is a predicted model, not a curated record. Lineage: Eukaryota; Fungi; Ascomycota; Eurotiomycetes; Eurotiales; Aspergillaceae.